CGAGCUUCGAGAGACGGUGUCGAUUGAGUGCAAGACGGCAGCGCGCGAUAUUUUCAAAACUCCGUUAAUACUUUCAACUGCUAGAUUUGCUUUCUUCUAGUCAUCAUCUAGCGGUGAUGAAGAUGAAGUUUUUAUGACGGCCAAAAUACCACACAAAAUUCCAAAAAUAGAAAAACUUUAUUAACGUAGGUACAUAAUCUUUACAAAAAUAUUGCACUUUAUGGCACUAGAACUGUAGCUAGUGUUUAGCCGGGAGUGCAACUUACAGGGCAACCUUGUACAGUGCUGCUGCCACCAGGCGAGUUUUUGGUGCGCACUCAGUGCGGCCCAGUGAAAAACGCUGUAAAACUCCGAAGCUGAGUGAAACUCCAAAAUGGCGCGACUGCCAACUGUAAACACCCAGUUUUGAUGUUGGUGCGUAGUGUGGAAACUGCAGUACGUUCGCGUCGAUAUUUGCUACCGCGCCAAACGCGUCUCGUUUUCCAGUCGCAUCGUAGCAACAGGAAAUCCAGGCUGAAUGUUCACGGUAUCAACGAUCGCCCAUUCGAUUCCAGGGAGCGACCCGAGCAAAAUGGCACAGAAGCGUGGUGCUGUUCAUAUAGGAUCCGACGAGGAUGAUCCGAGUGGCUGCAAAUACAGGAGACUGGAUGAUGACAAUGUGCAGGACAAAGAGAGGUUUGCGAGUAGGGAGAAUCAUUGUGAGAUAGAACGCCGGCGCCGGAACAAGAUGACGGCCUACAUCACCGAGCUUUCCGAUAUGGUACCGACCUGUUCAGCUCUGGCUCGGAAACCUGACAAGCUCACGAUCUUGAGAAUGGCAGUGGCGCAUAUGAAAGCUCUCAGAGGUACCGGAAAUACCGCGACGGACAACGCUUACAAGCCGUCCUUCCUUACGGAUCAAGAACUGAAGCAUUUGAUCCUUGAAGCUGCCGACGGAUUUCUGUUCGUCGUCAGUUGCGACACAGGCAGAAUCAUCUACGUCUCCGAUUCUGUCGCGCCUGUGUUGAACUAUACGCAGAGCGACUGGUACGGUACGAGCCUCUACUCGCAAGUGCAUCCCGACGACACCGAGAAGGUGCGGGAGCAGCUUAGCGCUGCGGAGCCGCAACACGGUGGUCGGGUGUUAGAUCUUAAAACUGGAACUGUGAAGAAGGAAGGACAGUCGUCUAUGCGAUUGUGCAUGGGCUCGAGAAGGGGUUUCAUCUGUCGCAUGAAGGUCGGCAACCUACAAACGACGGGUGACAUGGCAGCGGCUCAUGGUUUACAUCGCAUGAAGCAGAGGAACUCUCUGGGUCCACCAGGCCGGGACGGCCAGAAUUACGCGGUAGUGCACUGCACCGGAUACAUCAAGAAUUGGCCGCCAACUACCGGUGAUUUUGUUCCCCCAUGUGUACCAGGUGUGGGUCUAGGUGACAGAGGUGGCGUUCAAACUGGUCCAGACGGUGUGGUCACAGACGAGAAUGCUUCCACGCAUUGCUGCCUUGUCGCUAUUGGGCGAUUACAAGUUACUAGCACACCAAAUAGUAGCGACUUAGCGGGUUCAAAUAGCAAUAGCGAAUUCAUAUCUCGUCACUCUGCGGAAGGUAAAUUUACCUUCGUGGAUCAAAGAGUUGGUGGAAUCUUGGGUUACACUCCAUCAGAACUCUUAGGCCAUCCUUGUUACGAAUUUUUUCAUCCAGAAGAUCUGACACACAUGCGAGAGAGCUUUGAACAAGUAUUAAAGCUAAAAGGACAAGUCGUGUCUGUGAUGUACAGAUUUCGGGGUAAAAAUCGCGACUGGGUGUGGUUGAGGACAUCUGCAUUCGCGUUUUUAAAUCCAUUCAACGAAGACGUCGAAUACAUUGUCUGCACAAAUACACACGCCAAAUCGUUUCAUCCAAGUAGCGACGGUCAAACGGAGAACGAAACUGUACCUGCGUAUGGUCAACCUGGUUUAGAUUAUUCUCUCCAAAGACAUCCAGCCAGGGAUCCGUUAUAUUCUGCACAUCAUAUGAUGCAGCAUCCGGCGACCGUGGCUACAGCUAGUCCGCAACAACCUAGGCCGUCCAGUACACAGAAUGUGUAUCAAAGCUAUGAGACGACGCAGUCGCCAAUAGCUUAUGGAUCACCUGGGCAGCAGAGCGCAUCCUCGUCGGUUUUAAGUAGAAUCCAAAAGCCGGCCAAUACAUCUCCAACACCGCAAGCGUGGGCAAUUGGAAGACAGCAACCAGUAACAGAAGGCUAUCAGUAUAGUCAAUUAAGUCCGUCGAGAUCACCGAGCGGACCAACUUAUACGCAGUUAAGUAGCGGCGCUAGGACACCGGCUACGCAGCAAUACCAUGCAGUCACAACAGUGCCUAAUAAUCCUGGUAUGUGGGGUUGGCAGCAACAGCAUCAGACGCCACAGCCAGACGGGCAAACUAACGCUCAAGUCGCCGCACAACCACCGCACCCUGGACAAGCCGGGCCUGGUACGCAGCCGCAAGAGCUAUCUGACAUGUUGCAGAUGCUGCAGGACCAAGGCGGUUCGUCCGGCUUCGAAGAGCUAAACAUGUUUAAUACAAAUUUCGAGUAGCAACGAAACAGUUGUUACUCGACACGCCUUUGGGGAGCAGCUUUUACAGACGUUGCUCGACUUACGAUAAGAAUAAUACGUUCUUAUGUAAGCUGAAAAAAAAACCAGUUUACGUAAUCAAAAGAAUUUAGACUACAUUUAGCAAUUCAAAGAUCCAAGGUUUGAUUUUCGGUAAAAAGAAAACUAAUAUUUCUAGAAACUCUGAAAUAAAUUGUCUUGUUGUCGUUUUUUGCAUUGUAAGGAGCUUGUUAACAAUAAUACAACCAAUGAAUGGAAAGAGUAAAUAGUAAUCAUGUUUCUUAUACGGAAUGCCUUUUAAACAAAUUUUUUCAUUUUACAAAGUAAUCUAACUCUAUAAGCUCAACUUUAAUCUCAACGCAAUCGCUUCAGAUUUUAUGCAAUACUAUGCACUUUGCAGACUUAAUCUUAAUCUGUUUACACGCGGUGUACAUAUGCGUUUGAAUCAUGCGUAUAUGCAUGAGCGUGUUCAGAGUUCGUGCAAAUGAACGUUCAUAAGUCGAGCAAUGUCUGCACUUUAAGUGAAAUUCUUCGGAGGUUAUAUAUAUAUAUAUAUAAAAAUCUGGGCGUCGCAAUAUGUGCACCUACAGCAUCCGAAGAAUCGCUCACGAAAAAAAAAAAAACGCGAUUUACCAAUUUAGCACCGCAUAUAUAGACUCUAAGCAAGAAAAAAAACGAUCGCACUGGGAUUAGGAGAGCCUAGUCUACCAGAUUAUUUACACAUUAUUAUGCAUACUUAUACACAUAUAACAAAAGAUUCGGUUUACUGUCAUGGGUCAAUCAGACACACGCAGGUACGAUCGCAAUAUCGUAUGCCCCAAUUGUUCGAAGUAGUUGUCCAAAUUGACAAACGACGUUUUCGAUGCGAAAGUGCCAUUACGACAUCAAAUGCGAUUUUACCUUCAUCGCGAAACAAACGGUCACAUCGACUAGGGCUCGAAAUAAAUUAUAAUACGCACAGAUGGGCCACCCGCAUUUGAUGUUUGGCGCAAGGCAUUAAAGAUAAGUAAAACAAGUAUUUUAUAUCGUUUUAAACGAAUGCACAAUUAAAUAAAGAUGUACAAGAUGUAACUGAUAAGAAGUACUUCAUUUUUUAUGCAUUAAUUACUGUUUCAAUGUAAGUGUGCUUUGUUAAAUUUGAAGACUCGAUUAGGAAUAUAUGGUAAAUUUACUUAUUGCAAUGAAAAUUUAUAAUUUAUUUAAGUAAAGAAUUUUAAAUUAAAGAAUAAUGUAACCAUAUGUAUGGAUGUUUACGGCCUUGUUGCGGGUUUUAUAGUUUUGUAAACAUCCGAUCUGUGCUUAUUAUACAAGUCACAUAGAUAAGCGACGUAAUAUUAAUUUACAUGACAAUUUUAAUUGAGAUAUCUCAUGCGAUUCGAUAAAUAUUUAACAAAGAAAAAGAAGAAGAUGAUGAAAAUAACGGAAGUGUACUCUAACCAUAAGAAAAAGUAUUUUUAAAAACAAAUUCUCAAUCAAAUCUACACAAAUCACGGUAAUUUUAAUACCAGCUUAUCGUUAGAUUCGUAAGGUUAGCUUAAUUAUAUUAAUUUAGAUCUUUGUAAUUAUGAACAGUGCAAUCAUAAGUCAACACGCGACAAGGAACUCGUUCGAGAUAUUGACAAUGUACAAAACUUGUGUAAUCCACUUUUGCUUCUCUGUGCAAGACACCGUUUUUAGAUAUUCUUAAAGGAAAAAAAUAUAGAUAAUGUUACACACGAAUAAUUGCAUUUAUAAAUAACCACGUGUGAUUUAGCGCGUUUGAACAAGUUUUAGCCAAUUUUUGAUUAGCACAUUUAAACGAAAUUGCAGCAUAUCACGACGAAUUGGGAACAUUUUUUCAUUAAUAUACAUAAACUAAUAUACGUACUUGCAUGAUUUUUUUGUGUCAUCCUAUAUCGUGACGAAGACAAGUACACAUCACUUUUGACAAUAACUAACAUUGAGCCUGAUGCAGGCGUCAAUACUUGUACACGAAUGUUAAGUAUGAACGUCGUCUCUAUCAGAGAAAAAAAUAACUAUUUCACAAAUCCUUUUACCUCUCAACUGUUACAUAUUCCUUUGCACAAUAUCCACCUACAUAUUAUAUAGUUCCACACGAGAAAAAGAACCAUAAAACAAUUAAUGAUUUAAAAAGAGCGAAGGAUAUUAGAAAAUGCAUACAUAUAUCAUGCAAUAAAACUAUAGAAACAAAACUUUUAGUGUACAUAUGUAUCUUGUAUUAUGUAUUGAAUACGUUGCUCUGCGCGCAAAUUCUUUAACAAUUCCUGCUUCUUAUAUUUUUUUGCAAUUUAUAAUCGAUGACUGCACAAAAGAACACAGAAGUUUGAGAAUAAUAAAAGUAUGAAAUCUCCAAAAAACAAAAAAACAGGAUAGAAAAAAAAUAUAGACCAACAAA
Messenger RNA from Pseudomyrmex gracilis, 4967 nucleotides. It is a transcript of the gene tgo, whose product is annotated as aryl hydrocarbon receptor nuclear translocator homolog. Gene Ontology annotation, cellular component: aryl hydrocarbon receptor complex; cytoplasm; transcription regulator complex. The transcript is spliced from 13 exons. NCBI's taxonomy places the organism in Eukaryota, Metazoa, Arthropoda, Insecta, Hymenoptera, Formicidae. Gene Ontology annotation, molecular function: RNA polymerase II cis-regulatory region sequence-specific DNA binding; DNA-binding transcription factor activity, RNA polymerase II-specific; protein dimerization activity. The record is from RefSeq and is a predicted model, not a curated record. Gene Ontology annotation, biological process: regulation of transcription by RNA polymerase II. The coding region runs from base 518 to 2554 and encodes 678 amino acids.